CCUGUGUGUCCCUCUCGGCUCCCUGUACAGGAAGCCAGGGCUGGAGAGGAGGGAGUCACCCGGUCAUGGCGGCUGCGGGGGCAGACCUGAACGUGUUUGGCAAGUAUAAAGAAAGCAGUGAAGAGGAAGAGAUUGAGGUUGUAUGAGAGAAAGAAGGACUGUUGGAACAAAAUCCUGAAGGAGGCAGGAAGAAGCAGUGGCCAAGGGCUCGGAUGAAAAAGGUGGCAGCGCUCACCACUUUGGCAUCUCUGAAUGUGUAUGCCAUAGCCAAAGAGGAAGCCCCCCCAAAGCCACUGAAGCCAACUCAGCUCCCCAUUUAUAAUGUACCAUGUCUCCAUUCUAAGUACAUUGAAGAGCAGCCUGGCCGCUUACAAACGGGCAUUGCUUCCGUCCGAACUACAGCCUGUCAUUAUGUUGGCUGGUGCAAAGGUGUCUAUGUUUGGAUGAGAAACGGAAUAAUGGAUACAGUACAGUUUGGGAAAGAUGCAUAUCUUUAUCUGAAGAAUCCACCUCAAGAUUUUCUUCCAAAAAUUGGUGUGAUUACAGCUUCAGGAUUGGUUGGCUUGAUCUCAGCAAAAAAAGGCUCUAAAUUUAAGAAAAUUGCUUAUCCAUUGGGACUGACCGCUUUAGGAGCAUCUGUUUGCUACCCAGCUCAGGCAAUAGUAAUUACCAAGGACAGUGUAUCCAGAAACUCCUCCAGGAAGUACCAAGGGAAACUAACCAUUUACCACUGUGACAUUAUGACUGGCUGGGUUCGAGUUCCGGUUCCGGUUUGGUUUUUGGAUCUUCCCAUGGUAGUUUUGGUUACUGGGAAAAAGGCAUAUGCUACAAGCCAGUGGAUUUAUGAAGUUCUUGGGUCAUUGUGGACAGAAAAGUACACACAAAAAGAAACUGAACUCAAAGAAGUGAAGCUUAGAAGAGAUAUCAAACUUGACACACCUGCGUCUAUGACAGCGACACAAUCCAAAGUGUCCACCCUCAGUGCUGAAGUGGCCGGCAAGCUAGCACCGUCCUCAGCAGGUGCUGUUACAGCCACACAGUUUAAGGCUGACCCCAAGCUCAUGGACCACGGUCAGUCCAAUCCAGAAGAUGUAGAUAUGUACAGCACUAGAAGUUGAAAUAAACUACAUACAGAUCUUCAAGAAGUAGAAAGCUUGUCAAAUAACCAAAGUAACAGUGGAAAAAUAAUAUAACUGGGCCCCAUAGCUAUAUAGUUUAAUCAGGUAUUUUCUUAAAUUUUCAUUCAUCCAUUCAUACCCACAAUUUGCUAACUCAUCACAUAGACAGACUCUGAAAGCAAUCAAAGCAAUACUCAGUGAUUGACACCAAAGUUGAGUUCAGUGUCAUCAGGAUGCAUUUGGUGCCAUACAAUGGGGCUCACUUAACACAGAAGAUGGGAUAAAGAUAUGAGCAUCACAGAGUCUUUGACAUUUUAAAUAUAUCUCUGAUUUAGCUGCCCUCUUAAUAUGUCAGCUAAGCAAGAAUCCUGGGUAAAUGUUUUCUUUCUUUUUUACACUUUGGAGGUCUGGAGCAAAAUAUUCACAUUAAAGUACCAGGGCCUGAUGUUGGCAUUUUCAACCAUCCUUAAAUGUCAGAAACCAGCUCGGGCUGCUGCAUUUGUCUAAUAUAUUGCGUUUCUUUAAUAUAUUUAAGCACGAAGAACAGAUCUUUUCAACAUCCUUCCUUUACUCUCAGAAGUAAUUGAAAUAAAAGAAAUUUGUGUGA
This is a messenger RNA of Vombatus ursinus (common wombat), 1725 nucleotides long. It is a transcript of the gene APOOL, whose product is annotated as apolipoprotein O like. The transcript is spliced from 11 exons. Gene Ontology annotation, biological process: cristae formation. The coding region runs from base 213 to 1118 and encodes 301 amino acids. NCBI's taxonomy places the organism in Eukaryota, Metazoa, Chordata, Mammalia, Diprotodontia, Vombatidae. Gene Ontology annotation, cellular component: MICOS complex. The record is from RefSeq and is a predicted model, not a curated record.